AUGGUGACCUGUCUGCUGGAUUGUUUUGAGUUCAGUGAAAGACACACUUCUGAGAACUUAGCAGAGGAGCUGCUCAAAGUGGCCAAAGAAUGGAAUGUGGAAAACAAAGUGGUUUGCUGUGUAAGCGACAAUGCAGCUAACAUCACCAAAGCAAUUAAAUCCCUGAAAUGGACCCAUCACCCAUGUCUUGCACACACCCUUAACCUGGUUGUAAGAGAUGCUCUGAAGGUGAUGAAGCCCACUGUGGACAAAGUGAAGGGGAUAGUGGAAUUCUUCCACAGGAGCACAACAGCCACACAGAAGCUCAAAUCUACCCCACAACAGAUGGGCAUGCCUGAGCUGAAGCUCAAGCAAGAGUGUAUUACAAGGUGGAACUCCACCUUUCACAUGCUAAAACGGAUCCUGGAGUCCAAGGAUGCAGUCAUCUCUACCCUGGCUGUGAUAAAUGCACCCAUUGAUCCUCUGAGCCAAGAGGAAUGGGAGAUACUGCAGGAGGCAUGCACUGUUCAGGAGCCAUUUGAGCAGGUCACUGUGGAGAUCAGUGCAGACAGCUAUGUUACAGGCUCUAAAGUGUUGAUCCUGUGCAAGGGUCUUCAGAAAGUGACAGCUGAGCAUCAGACCAGCGUAACCACAGGGAAGGUGAAAGAGUUAGUGGAUGCUCUCUGUGCAUCCAUGGACAGAAAAUUCCACAGAAUGGAAUGGAACACUGUUCUGUCAGAAACCACCAUUCUUGACCCAAGAUUCAAGAAGCUGGCCUUCACUGACAAUAGAGCGGUUGAUGAAGCUCUUCAAAGAAUAACUGCAGCAGCAGCAAGAGCCAGCCAGACAACUCCACUGCCAGGGGGCGAAGAGGGAGAAGAGGGAGCAGAGCAACAACAAGAAGAGCCACAAGCAUGUGCUGUUUGGAGGUUCUUUGAAGAACGAGUAACUGGAAGCACUACAAGACGGAAUCCUUCAUCAGAUGCAAUUCUGGAAGUGAGAUCCUAUCUUGAGGAGCCCCUUUUCCAGAGAAGUGCAGACCCUUUGAGCUGGUGGGAGGCCAAGGAUUCACUGUACCCACGCCUUACACAUGUGAUGACACGGAGGCUGUGUGUUGUCGCAACAUCUGUGCCCUCAGAAAGAAUCUUUUCCAAAACAGGGCAAAUGUUAACAGAAAGGAGAAACAGGAUCAACCCCUCAAAGCUGAGGCACUUGGUUUUUCUUAAUGCCAAUCUUCACUAAAGACAAAUUAAAACUUUUACCUGGAUGCUGCUUUUUUCUUUUUGUUUUACAAAUUUUAAGUUAUAAUUUGUUGUGUUGUAUUCAAUGCUUACUUGUUGUUUUACUGUAAACAGUUAAAAGCUUAUAAAUAUAAAUAUUCAGAGAUUGGAACUUUUUGUUGACCUUGUUUUG
Molecule: messenger RNA, 1392 nt
Organism: Hippocampus zosterae (dwarf seahorse)
Lineage: Eukaryota; Metazoa; Chordata; Actinopteri; Syngnathiformes; Syngnathidae
Product: zinc finger BED domain-containing protein 4-like
Exons: 2
Coding region: 1-1221 (406 amino acids)
Molecular function (GO): protein dimerization activity
Source: RefSeq, a predicted model, not a curated record